UUUUAUUUAUUAUUAUUUUUUUUCAUAUGAAGGAGGGGUUUUGUGUAACAUCUGUUCCCGAGGGGCAUGAGACAACAUGCUGGGGUUGUGGAUCUCACCUUCUUCUCUCAUCAUAUGCACCCAUUUUCAAGUGUGGCUGGUGUGGGGCUAUAACUAACCAAAAUGCAUGGAAGCGUGAAAACAAGGGCUUUCGGUGGAGACGCUUGCGAGACCGGUGCUUUGUUUGUGUCCUCAUUAUAUUUAUGCUCUUUGUGAUUUGUGGUGGGGUAUGGGCUGUUUACCCGGUUGUCUUUUCAAUCAGUUAUUACUGUGGGAUUUUUCACUCCAUCUUAACUGCAAUAUUGUCUGUAACUACAAUUUCUACAUUUAGCCUUGCGGCAUUUAAAUGUGCUGGAGCUCCACCAAUCAUACUGUGGGGUAGCUAUAGAGUAGUGGAAAAAGGUGGCCUUGAGAACUAUUCCUUCUGCCACUUUUGUUCAAAGCCAAAGUCUCCUAGGACUCAUCACUGUCGUUCAUGCGGAAUGUGUAUCGUGGACAUGGAUCAUCAUUGCCCAUUUAUUGGGAACUGUGUUGGGGCAGCGAACCACCGGUGCUUCAUUGCCUUCCUCCUCUCAGCAGUCAUCAGUACAAUCUACGUAUCCAUCAUAUCUGCAUACACGGGAUUUCAUAUCUGGCCACCAUUGAAAUACAGAUCUUUUGACCUUUUGAGGGGAUCUAGAACCAACUUGGCUUUCAGAGCGGUGAAGGAAAUUAUUUUUGCUUUUUUGAGAUCGGCAGAGUUUCUAUCUGCAAGAGGACUUGUACUUGCUUACCUGUUUCUUUCUAGUGUUUCGGUUCAGAUUGGGUUGAGUGUGCUCUUGUGGCAGCAACUCUGCUACAUAUACGAGGGGAAUACCUACUUGAGUCAUUUAAGUUCACAAGGGGGUGAUGGAGUUGGGAAAAGAGAUUGCCAAAAUCUCAUUCGUUUUUUCGGUUGUCCGUAUUCUGCAUUGCGGUACUUGCCAAGGUUUCAAAAUUCUAGGAAGAGGCACAAGAAAUGAACCUUCCAUCUCUCUCUCUCUCUCUCUGUUUGUUGUGUGUCAUUUCAAAUAUACAAUUUUUGAAGUUUUGACAGUUUGUGAGGUCCUGUGUUAAUCUGUUCAAUGAUGUUUGUUAUAGAAUGUAAAGUUGUAAACUGAUGGUAAAAGAAAUGUGAAAGUUUUUUUGUUUUCAUUAUUA
Molecule: messenger RNA, 1218 nt
Organism: Camellia sinensis
Lineage: Eukaryota; Viridiplantae; Streptophyta; Magnoliopsida; Ericales; Theaceae
Source: RefSeq, a predicted model, not a curated record